Molecule: messenger RNA, 447 nt
Organism: Danaus chrysippus (African queen)
Lineage: Eukaryota; Metazoa; Arthropoda; Insecta; Lepidoptera; Nymphalidae
Source: the annotation of a GenBank genome assembly
CUGCCGGCCGCCAUCUGCGUGCGUCACUACCCGCCCCUCUCCCCGCCAGCCCGGCCACCCUCGCCCCGCUCCCCGCCGCCGCCCUCGCCCCGCUCCCCGCGCUCCCCCCGCUCGCCGCCGGUCGAAGUCGCUGCUCGUGCCAGGACGCCGGGCGUGAGGUCCAGAUGUUCCUCCGCCGCUCCCGCCACGCCGCCAUACUGCGGCGAGUCCUCGCAGACGAGGCGAUCCAUAGAUAGAAUAGACUUUACUAAAUUCGUGUACAAGAACCGUUCACCGAGCACGCCGCCGAGCUCGCCGUGUUGUGAUCGAGCCGAGGAGCUGUCUAACGCGACCCCGCCGUCGAGACCGCCCAGCCCUCCCAGCCCGCUGUCUCUGUCGGAGGACUGCACCAAACAACCUCUCAUAUCGCCGAUGCCGGACACCGAAUCUGAGACGUCGAAUUUGUAA